Molecule: messenger RNA, 1335 nt
Organism: Dermacentor andersoni
Lineage: Eukaryota; Metazoa; Arthropoda; Arachnida; Ixodida; Ixodidae
Source: RefSeq, a predicted model, not a curated record
AUGUCCGCCCCGAAACAAAGCGCCGGGAAAGACAACAAUGCCCCCGUCCUGACAACGCCGACUCCGCGCUGCUCCAGCAAUGCCCACGGGACGUCCAAGAGCCGGCGGUCCGCUACGUCGGCGGCCAAGAAAGAGGCCGUGUCCGAACGGGCGGUCUCCAGGCAGGUGAAGAAGCCCGCCAUGUCGGCCAGCGCCGGCUCCAAGCCUGUGAUUCUGGACACGGACCAACUGGACUCCCUGCUCAAGGACCUCCCGGCGUCAGAUGCGGCCGUAGCUGAGAGCGCGUCGUCGAAUGGCAAACCCGCAGAGGACCAAGGCGAUUCGGUGGUGAAGGGCGCGCUUCGCGGGAAAGCCGUGUCCGCGUCCACGGGUCCCGUCAAGGUGGUCACCACAGAGAACCACCGCGUCGUCACUGACGAGAUCGGAUUCGAUGGCCCCCGAGAGGACACGACGACGACGUCAUUCGAAGCGCACGUGCGCAUGCGCAUGUCUCGUCCGCGGGUGCCGGAGGGCAAAGCCUUCGGCAAAGCAGCGCGGGAGGACCAGCCUAUGCACGGCCGAGGAGCGGCCACUUCCCCGGGCGACCGACGAUCAUUGUCGCGUCAUUCAGCCUCGGGUAGGACGUCGUCGCGAUCAGCAUGUCCCGACUUCGGCGGAGGCGUCGCCAAUGACCAAACCGGUGCUCGCACCACGUGCGGCUGCGACCACGGUGCCUGCUGCUGUUGCUGCUGCUGCUGCUGCGCGCGCAGCAGCAGCGAUCGAGAGACGGCGGCCUGCUGCAGCGCCAGUGGCAGCAGCACCUGCUCGUCCUGCUCGCAGGACGAAGCGUACAAGACGGACGCGUCGUCCCCGCGAGACCAGUGGUUCAGCGCCGGCAGCGCCUCCUCGACGUCGGCCUGCAGCAACUGCCGCGAGCCAGAGAUUGGCGCUCUGCUGCGCACCACCGCCUCUUUCUGCGAGACCUUGGCCCAGGCACUCAGAGUCGAGCAGCACGGAACCAGGAAGCACUGAUCGUCACCUUCCGAGAUCCGAAGAACGCCGUGCAGCCAUAGCGGGAAACGUUAGCUUCCACUGCUCCCGCACUCUCUCUGUUAAUACAAUGUCAGCCCUCCGGUGACCGUUAUUUCUGACCGUAUAUCUUCAAUAAGUUGAACACGGUCGGUCCUGGAAUAGCAGAUCCUGCAGAACAAUCUGCCCGCGGCAGUUUUGUUAUGACAGUACGAAUCGACGUUCGUAUUCAAGCUCUAUCAGUAAAUUACUCUUCUGCAAUACCAAGGAAGUCGGUCUUAUAUCUAGCCAGAAAAGACACAAGAACGAAAGACAGCUAGUUGGUGC